Molecule: messenger RNA, 813 nt
Organism: Auxenochlorella protothecoides
Lineage: Eukaryota; Viridiplantae; Chlorophyta; Trebouxiophyceae; Chlorellales; Chlorellaceae
Exons: 1
Coding region: 1-813 (270 amino acids)
Source: RefSeq, a predicted model, not a curated record
AUGCGGUGCGAGGAGCGGGGAGUCGAACACCGCGGCGAGCAGGCGCUCCACCGGGCCCUCGUCGUCCUCGUCCUCGUCGUCGCCUGCCGCCUUCUUCUUGGCCGCCUCGGCCUUGAACUUGGCCUCCGCGGCCGCCGCCUCCGCGGCGUGCUUGGGCGCCCAGGUCGCAUCACGCACUGCCGCCGCCUCCGCCGCGUCGUUGCUCACCACCACGUUGCUGAAGUAGUAGUCGGAGUCCAUGGUCCACACCUCCAGGGCCACGCCGCCGAUGGAGCCGACGUGGGACAGCGGCGCGGCGUCCACAAAGUGGGCGGGGUUGGGGAUGUCGCGCGGCUUCCAGGGGCCCUUGUACGCCGGGUUGGCCACCUGAGGCCGGGUCCACUUGCCCUUGUAGGCCGGGUUGGGCUUGGUGGGACGCUUCCACUCGCCACAGCCGACGGAGCAGGCAGGGUUGGGGAUGAGCGGCGCCUCCCAGUCGCCAUCCUCCUCUGCGUCCCAGUCCUCGGGCUGGUGCGCGGCCGGGUCCUCGAUCUCGGCCGGCUCGGAGUCCAGCCAGCCCUCAGGCUUCACCGCGUCCUCGUCGGGGAUCUGCAGCGGCGCGUCCUCGUCCCAGUCCUCGGGCUUGACCGCGUCGGGGUCGGGGAUGCUGCGGUGGGGGUGGUGGAGCACAGAGUGGUGCGAGGGACAGGGCUACCACUAUGUCUGGAAGGCAGGGGCCCAGUGCAACACGUGUUGGAUGCGGGAUGCGACUGGGUCUUUGAAAGAGCGGAGGGGUGCCAUAUGCCACGGCAACUGUCCCCAAGCGUUGAAUGA